Messenger RNA from Hylaeus anthracinus, 824 nucleotides. Its product is annotated as zinc finger matrin-type protein 5. Lineage: Eukaryota; Metazoa; Arthropoda; Insecta; Hymenoptera; Colletidae. Gene Ontology annotation, molecular function: zinc ion binding; nucleic acid binding. The coding region runs from base 190 to 702 and encodes 170 amino acids. The transcript has 3 exons. The record is from RefSeq and is a predicted model, not a curated record. Gene Ontology annotation, cellular component: nucleus; U12-type spliceosomal complex.
UAUGAUUUAUUUGAACGCUGUCCAGCAGAUGUCACGUCAGUAUGUUUAAAUGCCUAACGUCGAUGUUUGUGUUUUCGACGAGUCGUCGUGGAUUAUUAAAAUUAUUAUUUCGUAUCCUUAAUCUAAAAAUUUCUGAUACAUAAUAAUUCUUUUUCGGAAUUUGGUAAAAUUUAAUUUGAAUUUUCACCCAUGGGAAAACGAUAUUAUUGCGCUUAUUGUGACAGAUCCUUCAAGGAUGACACAGAAGCUAGAAAAAAACAUCUUUCGAGUUUGCAACAUGCAAAAAAUCGCGCAGACCAUUACAAGAUGUAUAAAGACCCGGAAAUAUUAUUAAGAGAAGAAUGUUCAAAAACUCCGUGUAAACGUUAUUUAACCACCGGUGAUUGUGCAUUUGGUCUUGGAUGCAGAUUUUCACAUUAUAUGCCUUCUAUGAUGUGGGAGUUACAACGGCUUGUGGAUGCAAAGAAGCAAUCGAGAUUGCAUUAUGCACCUGAAAAUGGUUGGCCAAAUCCUGAUGACAUUAUCAAAGAAUAUUUUGAAACUAAUGCAAAUUCAACUAGUACGGAUGAACCUAAUUAUCCUACAUGGUAUAGGCCAGUAGAAAUGCAUGAUUAUGCAAUGUUACCACUGUCUUUAUGGCCUAUUACACCAGAAAGCUUGGCGAAUACUUCAUCCUUCAGAGAAUGGGGUCAACAGUCAUAAAAUUAUUAUUAAUGGUUUUAAACCUUGAUACUGAUUAAAAAUAAAAUAAUAUAUAAGUUGUAAAUAAAUGUACAUACUUUUCUAAAAUAAAAGAUGGAAAAUAUAAUAAUAAGCUAAUCUUU